AAAGAGCAACACGUUAAGCGAAAGGGCGAUCGCCAAUUGCGUUCCUCCUUUUGGGCCCCACCGGGCUUCCGUACUACGGCAGUCACUGAUAGCAAAACCGACAGCAACCGACAGCACCUACCCGAACAGGUGAAAGUAUUCUCUAGCAACUUUUCUCGUGAGUGCCGUGUCUUCAGAAACAACCCAGCUCGUGUUCUAAAGCCCCCAGAUCGCCUUAAUUGUCCUUUUUGAGAAAAUGGCAUCAAUGAUCAGCGUCCACACCACCGCCUCGCGCUUCGCGCUGCUGCAGAUAGACUCGGAUUCGGACUCCGACGCCUCCGACGGGGGGAAGACCUCCACCAAAACCGGACGGGACGGGAAGCCUCGGCAAGGGAAGGCAGGAGCAGCCGGGAGCAAAGCGGCUCAGUGCAACGACAAGAGGAAGGACAAGAAGAAGAAGAAGAGGGAACAGCAGCAGAGCGAGGCCAACGAGUUACGCAAUCUGGCCUUCAAGAAGAUUGCUCAGAAGCCCUGUGCCCCGCCCCCCUGUAUGACACUGUCAGGAAUAGCUGGGGAACUUCUCAGUCCUGCAGCAGCAGACCACAAUAUGCCCCCAGAGGGGUGGCAGCAGUGGAAGAAGAAGGAUGAGCAGAUAACCUCUGAGCUUUAUGAGGCCGACUUGGAAACGGCCUUGAUUCUAAGUAAACAAGAGUUUGAACAAAAGAAACUGCCCAACAACACAAACGCGUCCUCGCCUAAGUCUCGAGGAGGAAAAGAGGGCGUAGGGAAGAAGGACAAAAAGAAGAAUCAGCAGGCAAAAGAUAAAAAGACGGUUUCACUGCAGGACUUCCACGCUGAUGGCAGUGCAGAACAAAAGAAACAAGAGAAAGAGGACGCCAGGGGGGCCAACCUCGCGCUGGGAACCGGGCAGGAGGAGCGUUUUUUCAACAAGGUCGAGGACGACGUCACUCGGAUCGUCCAACAGGAGAAGAAACGUGAGCAGUACACCAACAGCCACGGACCGGAAGCCACCACCACGACAGAACACGAGCCGGAUCCCCGAGCAGAGCAGCUGAAGUACGACCUGGAGAAGAAAGACCAGGAAAUCGAAAAGCUAAAGAAGAACAUCUCGCAGUGGGAGGUGAAAUACAAAGAGGUGAAAGCAAGAAAUUCCCAGCUGCUUAAGAUGCUCCAACAGGGAGAGAUGAAAGAUAAAGCAGAACUCCUUCUACAGGUAGAAGAGCUGCUACACAUAAAAGAAGAGCUGUCAGCAGAGGUAGCAUCACUACACGGUGCACUAGAACAAGAGCGGUCUAAAGUCAAAGGUCUGCAGUCAGACCAACUAAAGCAUCAGGGAAACAAGAAAGGGAAGAAAGGCCCCGACAUGGAUCUAUGAAGAGUCAAAUUAAAUAAACAAAAGAAAAGCACUGCUGCUAAUAAUCAGGGUUCUCUUACCUUAUUUUAAUUUUAUUUAGCUCGGACUUCAUGUCGGCAUAUAAUGCAUGCCCUCCCUAAACACACACACACACACACACAGAGGUAUUACACAGCUGAACAAGAAUUGCAGAUGCUUUUAAAAAAUUUAUUAUGUUUAAACUUUGUUGAAGUGGUGGCCUGGCAGUCAGUCGGCUCUCGGUGCGGCCCUCUGCUGGCACAGACAUCUCUCUGUGGGGUGUUUAAUGCCAAACUUUUUUGUUUGUUCUUGCUGUUAAGUAAAUAAAAUACUUUUUCAGUGAAAAAAAA
Pseudoliparis swirei is the source of this 1722-nucleotide messenger RNA. RefSeq names its product G kinase anchoring protein 1 (gene gkap1). The record is from RefSeq and is a predicted model, not a curated record. Gene Ontology annotation, cellular component: Golgi apparatus. Gene Ontology annotation, biological process: signal transduction. NCBI's taxonomy places the organism in Eukaryota, Metazoa, Chordata, Actinopteri, Perciformes, Liparidae. The transcript is spliced from 12 exons. The coding region runs from base 236 to 1375 and encodes 379 amino acids.